CAGUCAUAAUGACGCAUACUUCCUAAACUGCUUCUAGAAACCGUGUAGCAAGGCAAAUGUGGAAUUGAAGAAACGAAAUCACGAUUCAAUCUUGAACGAUGAAUGGGAAGCGGGAGACCUGGGUGGGCCAGGCCGCGGAGAGUAAAGGGAAAGCCCGGCCGGGUCUGUGCGGCUGGGGGGCCACCAGGCGGCGGGCUGAGAGUGCAGGCAGAAAUUCCCGGGCCGGCGCGGCGACCUAGAGCCCCAGUUCUUCUUCCACCAGACAGCGGCCGGGAGACAACGGUCCUUUGGUACUCCAUGGACGUCAGCAUGUCUGCUGUGUGCACUACACUCGAAUACAGUGAAGCGAGCAGUCUAUCAGAAAAACGUUGGUUAAAAUUAUCCCGGCGGGCGGUGCCAGCGGGCGAAAGCCGGAAGAGACGCCCUGACCACUCUCCAAUAAGCCGGCUCCUCUCCUCCGCCGCCUCCCGCAGCCGUGGGCACUGGCCAUGCCAGGUCACACUCAGGAUCGCAGUGCUGGACUGCAGUGAAGCGCGGGCCAAGGGACGCUAUCACCCAGCACCAGCCCGCGACCUCGGCGACCUCGGGUCGACCCCGGGCCGGAAGUGACGCAACUGCACUGAGCACUUCCGGAGCUGCGGAGACGGCUCCACCGGAGGAAGGAGCGCGGGCCUUGACCGGCGUCGGCCCGUAGUCUCCGCCGCCGCCUCUGCGCCUGUGUCUGAAACCUCUGGCCCGGCCGGACCCGGUCUAGUCCGCCCGGGCUCAGCGGCCGCGGGCUGCGGCUCCCGAUGGAAAUUAUAUGACAGACUAUUUGGGGUGACAUCUUGAAAGAUCUUCAAGAAUUGCAGAAGACAAAAAACACUAAUGCAUUUGAGAAAGUGGUAAAGUUUGGGGGGAGGGGAAAAAGCUGCUUUCCUGAUCUGCAACUUGGCUGGAUGCUAAGAUGUCUGUGGACAUGAAUAGCCAGGGGUCUGACAGCAAUGAAGAGGACUAUGACCCAAAUUGUGAGGAGGAAGAAGAGGAUGAGGACCCUGGGGACAUAGAGGACUAUUACGUCGGAGUAGCCAGCGAUGUGGAGCAGCAGGGGGCCGAUGCCUUUGAUCCUGAGGAGUACCAGUUUACCUGCUUGACCUACAAGGAAUCUGAGGGUGCCCUCAAUGAACACAUGACCAGCUUAGCCUCUGUCCUAAAGGUAUCUCAUUCAGUUGCUAAACUUAUAUUAGUUAAUUUCCACUGGCAAGUUGCAGAGAUAUUGGACAGAUACAAGUCUAACUCUGCUCAGCUGCUCGUCGAGGCUCGAGUUCAGCCUAGUCCCUCAAAACAUGUUCCCACGGCCCACCCCCCUCACCACUGCGCAGUGUGUAUGCAGUUUGUGCGCAAGGAAAACCUACUUUCUCUGGCCUGUCAGCACCAGUUUUGCCGUAGCUGCUGGGAGCAGCACUGCUCAGUACUUGUCAAGGACGGCGUGGGUGUGGGAGUCUCUUGCAUGGCUCAGGACUGUCCACUCCGAACACCAGAGGACUUUGUGUUUCCAUUGCUGCCCAAUGAAGAAUUGAGAGACAAAUACAGGCGCUACCUCUUUAGGGACUACGUGGAGAGUCAUUACCAGCUCCAGCUGUGCCCUGGUGCAGACUGCCCCAUGGUUAUUCGGGUACAGGAGCCUAGAGCUCGCCGAGUACAGUGCAAUCGGUGCAACGAGGUGUUCUGUUUCAAGUGUCGUCAGAUGUAUCACGCCCCCACAGACUGCGCCACAAUCCGGAAAUGGCUCACGAAGUGUGCAGACGACUCUGAAACAGCCAACUACAUUAGUGCUCACACUAAAGACUGUCCCAAGUGCAACAUCUGCAUUGAGAAGAACGGAGGCUGCAACCACAUGCAAUGCUCCAAGUGUAAACACGACUUCUGCUGGAUGUGUCUAGGAGAUUGGAAGACCCAUGGCAGCGAGUAUUAUGAGUGCAGUCGGUACAAGGAGAACCCCGACAUUGUCAACCAGAGCCAGCAGGCACAGGCCAGGGAGGCCCUCAAGAAGUACUUGUUCUACUUUGAGAGGUGGGAAAACCACAACAAGAGCUUGCAGCUGGAGGCACAGACCUAUCAGCGGAUUCAUGAGAAGAUUCAGGAGAGAGUCAUGAAUAAUCUGGGGACGUGGAUCGACUGGCAGUACCUACAGAAUGCUGCCAAGCUCUUGGCCAAGUGCCGGUACACCCUGCAGUACACUUACCCAUAUGCCUACUACAUGGAAUCUGGACCCAGGAAGAAGCUGUUUGAAUACCAGCAGGCUCAGCUGGAGGCUGAGAUCGAGAACCUGUCAUGGAAGGUGGAGCGCGCAGACAGCUAUGACAGAGGGGACUUAGAGAACCAGAUGCACAUAGCAGAGCAGCGGAGGAGAACCCUGCUGAAGGACUUCCAUGACACCUAGACUGGGACACGGACGCGCAGGAGUGAGGACGAUGUGGCUGCGAGGCCUCCCGGCUGCCGAACUGCAUGCUGCAGGCUCUGCCUUUCACCACCUCAGGCAACAGCCCGGGCCCCACUCCUAACAGACACUGGCCACACACAGUCCAUUUCUGUUUUCUUCUCAUCUUUUCGCUUUUUGUUUCUACCAGGGUAGAGGCCAUGUUGAAUUGGCCUCUUUUCAGGACUUUUAAUUCCCCCUGGAUGGUUGUUGGGAGGGAGGGAAAGUUUUUUCUGAAUGACUAUUAAUAGUAUUAGAUCAUUACAACUUAUGUAAUUUUCAAAGGUUGUAUAAUUAUACAAAAAAAAAAAAAGACAAACCAUAGAAUUACACAGAACCCUUUUUAAAAAUAAAUUGGCAUUGGAGUGUUUUACCCUCUAGCUAUUUUACUUAGAAUGUAACAUGCUGCCUGCCCACCCUGCCUCAGAAUGUCUCCAGCAAGAGGGCCCCAGGGUGGUCUCUGUUUUCCAGAUUCUCCUGUGUUUGGCCACAACUGGUGUCUCAAGGGAAAAGCGUGGGUGGCAGACGGUGGGGAAUUGAGUUGGCCUAUGUAACAGGCAUGGAGCGCAGGGAAUCACAUCAUGCCUUCUGCCUGGUCCUUGGGGACCCUUUGUGGUCAGGUGUACCUGCCUUACCCUGCAGUGAGGAGAUAAUACAGAAAGGGGCCUUGUCAUAGGGUGUCAUCAUCUCCGAUGGCGUUGUGUGUGGCCUCAUCUUUCUUCCAGGUUUCUUUGGGUCUGGCCACUGAGGCCAGAGACCAUAACGGUAUAGGUGGGGACAUGAGUUCAGCACAGUGUUUCCUCUUGUCUCCUAAAGAUCGAGAUCUACUUUUAAAAGCAAUUAUUCCCCAAAAUAAGUUCAUUUUACCUUGGUCCUUUCUUUUGUGCCAGUGUUCCAGUGAUAUAACUAACCAGGUUCACACACGGCUGUGCGUACCUGACGCUGUGCUGCUACACUGUCUCUGGUGCACUUCAGGGUCAGAGUUCAGCAUGGCUCACCCAAGGGCACAGGUCUUCCGGACUCAGGGGCCUUGUUUGCACAAGUGCUUUUCAUGUUAUCAGGAGUGUGUUCUCCUCCUCCAGAGUGGCUUCUCAGGGGUCUGGAAGUCUGAGGCCAGGAGGGUCCUGGAUUUGUGGUCCCAGCUACUAUGCUGGAAGGGCUGGCCAGGGGAGACGGCCAGCUUCAGCACAGUUGAGUGCAAAGGAACAGGUGGUUGGUGUGGUGUCCUGCCUGUCCUGAACCUGGUUCUUUGAGCCUUCUAAAUGUUACAUCUGUGAUACCUGGAGUUUUUGUGGCUUGGUUCAUUGCCCCCACUCUGAGGUGGGCAGAGCUGUCUGUACUCGACAGGGCCUCCUUCACCUCCUGGAACAGUUGCUUGGGAGGUCUGUGAAUAUUCCAGAGAAGUCCCUUGAUACUCAGACAUUCUCACCUCAGUCAGCAGUUUCCCAGGGACCAUGUUAGCUGUAAACUGAAUCACUCUUGAAGACAGAGGGCAGCUAUAAUUCUUGGGAUCAUGGGAUACACGGCUGGCUGCAGGCUCCUUGUCUCCCCUCCAGUCCCAACCCAGGCUUUGUCUCUUCCUGUCCUCCUCAAGGGAGGGACUGUGGGGUGGAGUAGGAGAACAAGUUAGGAGUGCAGCACAUGAGCCCAGAAUUGAAUGGCGGGGAGCUCACUGAAGGAGGAGCGGGCCUGCUACAGGACCUGGGGCUGGGUGUCUGUGCUGCCCACUCCGUCGGGUCCUUCCUGUGUCACCGCCAUGCAGAGGCGUUGCAGCUCUGUGCCUUAUGUCACACCCUGGACAUCCUGGGCAGUUCUUGGCCUGCACAGCUACCACAUGGUGCACUGGUAUCCAGACUAUAGUCUGCAGCCCCUGACUUGUGGAGAGCUUCCGUUUGUGCCCCCAGGGGCUGUCCUUGGCCAACAUCAUCAGGAAGAUGGGAAAGGUCAGGCAGAAUUGUUCUGCCCUACAAAGGAUAGAAGAUAAAGGAAGGCAUAGUGUUUUCAUGAAUUUACCAUAAUAUCUUUGUUUUCUUCAAAGAAAAAGUUGAGGCAACGUCAUCUGCUCAAUGUUGAGUGGUUUAUUCAAAAUAAAGUUUCUGAUUAUAAAA
Messenger RNA from Mustela lutreola (European mink), 4566 nucleotides. It is a transcript of the gene ARIH2, whose product is annotated as ariadne RBR E3 ubiquitin protein ligase 2. Gene Ontology annotation, molecular function: ubiquitin conjugating enzyme binding; zinc ion binding; ubiquitin protein ligase activity. The coding region runs from base 947 to 2422 and encodes 491 amino acids. The record is from RefSeq and is a predicted model, not a curated record. The transcript has 16 exons. Lineage: Eukaryota; Metazoa; Chordata; Mammalia; Carnivora; Mustelidae. Gene Ontology annotation, biological process: ubiquitin-dependent protein catabolic process; protein polyubiquitination; positive regulation of proteasomal ubiquitin-dependent protein catabolic process. Gene Ontology annotation, cellular component: ubiquitin ligase complex; cytoplasm.